AUGGCCCCCACCGCCUCCUUCAUACCCGAUUCAGAGAGGGCACCCUCGUCCUUCAUACUUCCCGAUCUUGUCUCUCAUUGCAAGUUCCCUCUCACAUAUCACCCCCAAGGCGACGAGAUAGCUCUCCAAUCCGUUACCUGGCUCGAUGCUAUGUGUCCCGACCUCUCUCCCAAAGCCCGAAAGGCUCUUUGGGGCCUUCAGGCCGGGGAGCUCACCGCUUAUUGCUACCCCGACUCCACCGCCGAACGUCUUCGAGUCGUCAGCGACUUCAUGAACUACCUCUUCCAUCUCGACAAUAUCAGUGACGGUAUGAUGACCCGUGAGACCGACGUUCUGGCCGAUUCAGUCAUGAACGCGUUGUGGUACCCCGAGGAAUACAUGCCCACACACGCCAAAGGGAAGGUGCAGCCUGCUGAAGAGCUCAACGCUGGAAAGAUCGCCAGAGACUACUGGUCCCGCUGCAUCACAGACGCUGGGCCGGGCGUUCAAGCGCGCUUCAAGGAGAGCCUUGAGCUAUUCUUCGAGGCUGUCAACGUGCAGGCUCGUGCCCGUGACGCGGACGAAGUUCAGGACCUCGAAUCCUAUAUCGACGUUCGCCGCGACACUAGCGGCUGCAAGCCCGUCUUCGAUCUCAUUGAAUACGCCAUGGGCUUCGACCUGCCAGAAGAGGUUGUCACCAACCCCAUCAUUAAGGCCCUCAAUCAAGGAACCAACGACCUCGUCACCUGGUCCAAUGACAUUUUCUCCUACAACGUCGAGCAGUCCCGCGGUGACACCCACAACAUGAUCGUCAUCCUCAUGACCUACCACGGCCAUACGCUCCAAAGUGCCGUCGACUAUGUCGGUGACCUCUGCAGCAAGACGAUCGACACUUUCAUCGAAAACCGCACAAAAGUUCCUUCGUGGGGACCGGAGAUCGACGUAAUGGCCCAAGCCUAUGUUCAAGGCUUGCAGGAUUGGAUCACUGGUUCUUUGCACUGGAGCUUCAUGACCCACCGUUACUUCGGCACCAAUGGCGCUGAAGUGAAGAAUACGAGGUUUGUGAAGUUGCUGCCGUUGAAGGGCGAACCCACGGUGGCCUAG
Pleurotus ostreatus (oyster mushroom) is the source of this 1083-nucleotide messenger RNA. Its product is annotated as Alpha-muurolene synthase. The record is from RefSeq and is a predicted model, not a curated record. The transcript has 4 exons. NCBI's taxonomy places the organism in Eukaryota, Fungi, Basidiomycota, Agaricomycetes, Agaricales, Pleurotaceae. Bases 1 to 1083 code for a protein of 360 amino acids.